UCCCUCUCAUCCUAUCACUGUUGACUUCUCUACCGGAAGUUAUGGACGAACUCUACGCGGGAAACCCAUGUUGUUUUGUCUGUGCAGUCUGCUUGUCAACUGGACUCAGCAGAUAAGUGAAACAGCGGAAAAACAGUAGCAGGAUGAAGGUGAUAACAUGUGAGAUUGCGUGGCACAACAAAGAGCCUGUCUACAGUCUGGACUUCCAACACAACUCAGAGGGCCGCAUACACAGGCUGGCCACGGCAGGAGUGGACACCACUGUCAGGCUGUGGCGUGUGGAGAUGGGGCCUGAUGGGAAGGCAGUGGUGGACUUCCUGUCAAACCUGGCGCGGCACACCAAGGCCGUCAACGUGGUGCGCUUCUGCCCCAACAGCGAGCUGCUCGCCUCUGGAGGAGAUGAUGCAGCCAUCCUGCUGUGGAAGCUAAACGACAGUAAGGAGCCUGAACAGGCCCAAUCGUUCCAGGAGGAGGAGGACAGUCAGCUCAACAAGGAGAGCUGGAGCGUGGUCAAGACCCUGAGGGGACACAUAGAGGAUGUGUAUGAUAUCAGCUGGACCCGGGAUGGGAACUUCAUGGUCUCUGGUUCUGUGGACAACACUGCCAUUAUGUGGGAUGUCACAAAGGGUCAGAAGCUGUGCAUCUUUAACGACCAUAAGAGCUAUGUGCAGGGAGUGACCUGGGACCCGCUGGGCCAGUAUGUGGCCACACUCAGCUGUGACCGGGUGAUGCGUGUGUACAGUACUCAGAGCAGGAGGAAGGCCUACAGUGUCAGUAAGAUGAGCUCUGGAUCAGCUGUUGAGGGAGAGGUGAAACCGUACCGAAUGUUCCAUGACGACAGCAUGAAGUCUUUCUUCAGGCGACUCACCUUCACACCGGACGGAUCCUUUCUGCUUGCCCCAGCGGGGUGUGUGGAGGCAGGGGAGAACGUCACCAACACUACAUACGUCUUCUCCAGGAAGAGCCUCAAGAGGCCCAUAGCUCACCUGCCCUGUCCUGCUAAAGCCACCCUGGCUGUACGCUGUUGCCCUGUCUACUUCGAGCUGAGGACCAAGAAGGGAGAUGAUGGCAGUGCCCAGCCCCUGACCAACAUGUUUGGCUUGCCAUACAGACUGGUGUUUGCUGUGGCAUCAGAGGACUCCAUCUUCAUCUAUGACACUCAGCAAACCCUACCCUUCGGCUACGUGUCCAACAUCCACUACCACACACUCAGCGACCUCACCUGGUCUCGGGACGGUUCUUUCCUGGCGGUGUCUUCUACAGACGGCUACUGCUCCUUCCUUUCCUUCUCUCCUGGUGAGCUGGGCACCCCCCUGAAGGAGCCCCCAGUCCUGGAGGUCGUCACCCCUGGCAAUGGCCCAGAAAAGAAGGGCAAGAAAGCUGCCAUGGCUCGCACGGUGUCCCCCGUCCCUAAAACCACAGAGCGCACCGCCACUGUCCACGCCAUUCCUAAAGAGACCCCCAGCACCUCCCUCACCUCCCAUGCCACCCCCGUCCCUGGGGGUGAGGAGAAUAACAACCCUGGCAAGGCCAAGCCACAGCCCCGUAGGAUCACCCUCAACACCCUGGAGGGAUGGGGCAAGCCCAGCACCCCCAGAGCUAAUUCCCCCAAGAUCCCUACCACAGCCAGCAUCAGCGCCCCCUCCACCCCCCAGCAGCCUCACCUCAUCGCCUCUACCCCCAACACCCGCCUCACCCCCUCUACAGCCCAGCCCUGCCUCACCCCAAAGGCCCAAAGAAACACUCUUGGCCCCAGCACCCCUAAAGCUAGCACCACCCCUAAAGAACCUGUCCCCAGACGGAUAUCUCUGACUCCCGUCGUCUCUAGAUCUCCAGCUGCCUCCUCCACGGAGAAAGCCAAACGUGAACAACCCUCUCCCCCCACCGAACCUGUGUGCCAGCCCCCAGAAUCCAAGCGGCCCAAGACCAGCACCCUGGCAGGCAAGACAGGGGUGGCUCCAGCCUCAAGGGCCACACCCAACCCCUAAGGACCCCUCAUUGCCAAGAACCCUCUGCAGGACAGAGUGGUGUCAACAUGCAACUCGCAUAUUAUCAUCCUACACACACACACACUCUCACAAGUGUCUAGCCGAUAGAACUCCUUAGAGACUGGUGUUGUGACCUAAUUUACACACACACAGAGCAAAGACUGGUGUUUCCUCCUAAUGCAAUUUUCUGUAUAUUUUUGUAAUUUCACAUCCUGAAUUGUUCUGUAGAUCAUUUUAUUGGAUAACCAGGUAGUUAUUUAAGUGAUAAUGCCCGAGAAGCAGUGUUAGCCGUGCCAAUAUAUCCUCUAAACACAGUCUUCGAGGGCAUUAUCAAUUUUAUACAGCAGGUUACCGACAUAUUCAAAUAAGGUUAUUUUCAUGAAUUUAUUCAUGCUAUUUCAUCCUUCCUCAAGAUAUAGUCCCGACACAAAUCUAGGGUUGCUACCCAAGGCGGCUGGUCAUUCGUGCAGUCUUUUUGUUCUGUAUCUAUGCCAUACUGGCUGGCAACGUCCUUAUCCCUUGCUUGCUAACUACCAACUACGGCUACCUUACAGUCACGUCACACAGUGCAGACAGAAUAACAACAGUAGCUGCAUUUGUUUAAGCUGCUUUCUAGUGACAUUUAUUUGGAAACAUCCAUAACAAUGAGCUUAUGAGACAAUGUGUUCUCAUCAGGUCACUGUUGUUCAGAGGAGCUAGCUAAAAACACAGCUACAAUAACUUCAAAAGGAAGCUGGAAAGACUGCAAACUAGCUUUUGUUUCAUUUGACCUUUUUUCAAUUGACAUUUCUUUGUUUGUAUUCAUAAAAAUUAUGCCAGUUGAUUCAUGAUUUCGACUGGCUGAGAAACGCUUGCCUGUCUUUCUCGUCCCGAUCCCCAAAAGUUCAUUACUAUGGGACAGCUGGAGGUUGAAUUUGAAUAUUGAAGCAAAUGUCAGAGAGACAGACAGCAAGGUUCAUACAAAUCUCCAUUGUUGAAAACGAAAUGUUAGUCUAAAAGAAAUGUGAGAAUGUCUAGAUGCUUUUUAAAGUUGAGAAUUUCCCUGCCUGGGCUGAUGAGACGGUGGAUUGCACAUUCAGAUGGAACAGAGUAAAUGGGAAUUUUAACAUCAUAGAUUUAGCCAGUGGUAACUUGUGGAAUAGACACGGGCUGGAAUGCGCUUUUAACCGAUCAGCUUUCAGGAUUAGACCCACCCGUUGUAUAAUUUAAAUUAAAAACUGUGGUUCCAGCCCUGAAUGCUGAUUGGAUGACAGCCAUGGUAUAUCAGACCGUAUACCACGGGUAUGCCAAAACAUUUAUUUUUACUGCUCUAAUUAGGCUGGUAACCAGUUUAUAAUAGCAAUAAGGCAUUUCUGGGGUUUGUGGUAUAUGGCCAAUAUACCACGGCGAUGCGUAGUGCCUAAGAACAGCCCUCAGCUGUAGUAUAUUGGCCAUAUGCCACACCCCCUCAUGCCUUAAUUCUUAAAUAAAAAUGUACCUGGCUAAAAAUAAAGGAUAAGAAACAGAAAGUUACAUAUAAGAUAAAACCACCCCAGUCCAAAUUAUGCUUAGCUCAUGUAUGAAAUUGUACAAUGGUCAUUGACUUUAGUCUGAAUGGUUGUCUGUAGUGGUGUUAUAUUCGGGUUGUUUCUCCUUUUUAUAUGAAUGUUUGUGUAUUGUACUUUUGGGAUUUUGGUAACACUUCAAUGCAGUAAUGCUUGUCUAAAGAAAUACAUGUAUUUGUUACGUCUCUCUAAACAUUCCCAUGAAUGUUCCCAGGACCAAGUGGUAAAUCUAAAAACACUAUGAAAAAUCUGUGAAACCAGGUCUGGUAUUCAUAGCUGACUUUGAAAAGGCCUUUGAUAAAGUAUGACCGGAAUUUAUAAAUGCCGGGACUAUUUUAUUUUGGAUAAUCUCUUAUGCAAUGGGUUAAAGUUAUGUAUAGUAACUCCAGGUGUAAAAUAGUAAAUAAUGGCUACUUCUCAUAAAGUUUUAAACUGUCAAGAGGAGUUAAACAAGGUUGUCCACUAUCGGCAUAUCUAUUUAUUAGAGCCAUCGAAAUGUUAGCUAUUAAAAUCAGAUCCAACCAUUAAUGUCAAGGGGUGAGAAAUCCAGGGAUUAAAAACAAAGGUGUUAUUUACAUUUAAGUCAUUUAGCAGACUGUGUUAUUAUAUGCUGAUGAUUCAUGUUGUCUUUUAACUCUGUAAUGUGGAUCCCUGCACAGUCUCAAAGGAUCUAGAUCAUUUUGCUAAUCUCUGGAUUACAACCAAAUUAUGAUAAAUGCACCAUAUUAUGUAUUGGAUUGCUAAAAUAAUACAACUUUUACAUUACUGUGUAGUUUACCAAUAACAUGGUCUGAUGGAGAAGUGGACAUACUCUAUAUUCAUAUAGAGUAUUGUAGUAAGAAAUUAUCUUACUACAAUACAUUUUAAAAAGUGAGUCAAAAUAGAUAAUCUUACCAUGAAAAGGACAAUACAAAAUUAGACAGGCCUAUUUAUAUAGUGAAUAUGAAUUUGGAGGGCAGAAAUUAUUAAAUAUUAAAUGAUUGGACCUCUCACUACAGGCUUCAGUAAAAAAAAAACGAAAAUUUAAAUUCAAACUGGCUCUCUAGCUGAUUAGUAAGAAUGGCUCACCCCGUGUUCAAUAAUGGCAUUUUUUCCUUUAUUCGGAUUACAACCUCUUACUUUUGGUUAUUUGAAAGUAAAAUCAUCUCUAAAAUAUCGCAUUUAAAAAAAAACAUGCCACAGAAAGCUGGUUGCAAUUUCUGUCUAAUCCACCAGAAAAGAGAACAAAUAUUGUAACAAAUAGUAUGGUUAAACUCAAAUAUACUAAUUGAUAAAAAAUAAAUGGAAAAACAACUUUUAAAAACAGUAUAAUCUUUGUAAAUUAUAUAAAUAGGACUGGUGGAGUUAUGUCACACAUGCAGUUAACAAAAAUAUAUGGAAAUGUGUGCUCUGUCCAAGAUUACAACCAAAUGAUGGCAGCUUUACUACAAAAAUGGAGGCAAGUGGAAGGAGGAGAAGGAACUUGUCUGUUGGCCCUGCAUUAAAGACCAAAAUUGGUUAAAGGAAAUUGUGAUAAAUACAAAAAGUAUACCAGUUCAAUUAAAGGACCCAAAAAAUGACAGUUGAGUCAUACAGGUUGAAAAAUAGUUGGGAAGAGGUUUUCGAUGUAAUGAUUCCAUGGCACGUGGUUUAUGAACUGAUAAAGACUCUGGAUUCAAAACUUUGUUUUUCAGUUUAAAUUGUAACCAACAGAAUGUUUAUAUAUACAGUACCAGUCAAAAGUUGACACACCUACUCAUUAAAAGGUUUUUAUUUAUUUUUACUAUUUUCUACAUUGUAAAGAAGUAGUGAAUACAUCAAAACUAUGAAACAACACAUUCUUGCCUAAAUAUGGACUUGGUCUUUUACCAAAUAGGGCUAUAUUCUGUGUACCACUCCAAAUUGUCACUACACAACUGAUUGGCUCAAAUGCAUUAAGAAGGAAAGAAAUUCCACAAAUGAACUUUUAACAAGGCACAUCUGCGAAUUGAAAUGCAUUCCAGGUUGGAAGCUGGUUGAGAGAAUGCCAAGUGUGUGCAAAGCUGUCAAGGCAAAGGGUGGCUACUUUGAACACUUUUUUUGGUUACUAAAUUAUUCCAUGUGUGUUAUUUCAUAGUUUUGAUGUCUUUUAUGAUUCUACAAUGUAGAAAAUAGUAAAAAUGAAGAAAAACCCUUAAAUGAGCAGGUGUGUCCAAACUUUUGACUGGUACUGUAUAUGGAGGAUACCACCAUCGCAUUUCUGUAGAUUUUGCUGCGAAGAGACAGAAACAUUAGAUUGCAUGUUUUGGUACUGACCAUAUGCAGCUUGUUUAUGGUCGCCGGUUCAGGAAUGGCUGAUAAAUUGCUAAAUUUAUCCAGAGUGAACUCGGCAAAUAGCACUACUGGGUGAUUUGAAAAGUUAUAGUCAAUCGAUCAAUAAUAUAAUAAUAUUCUUAGCAGAAAUAUUUAUUAUUAAUUUAGCAUCUGAGCUAAAUAGGUUAUAUUAUAUAUUUGUAUGUUUCCAAUUCCUGAUGAAUUACUGUUGUGUGUGUGUUUGCUACUAAUCUCCUGUUAAGUGUGUUACCCCCUCUACAGGCCAAUGGAGAAAACAGUUAAAGGCAUACAUGCUCCGAGGCCUACUGGAAGUGACCGGAAUGGCAGCACACGUUCUUUUGACCAUACCAAACCAUGGUUACCAUACUGUUUGUUUCUUUAGUUUUAAUGAUCAGAAUCCGUUUUGUUAGAAUUUUCUUUACAUUUUUAUAUCCAGAAGAAUGACAAAUAAAUGAAUCAAACAUUG
This is a messenger RNA of Oncorhynchus keta (chum salmon), 6290 nucleotides long. Its product is annotated as chromatin assembly factor 1 subunit B-like. Lineage: Eukaryota; Metazoa; Chordata; Actinopteri; Salmoniformes; Salmonidae. The record is from RefSeq and is a predicted model, not a curated record. Gene Ontology annotation, biological process: nucleosome assembly; DNA replication-dependent chromatin assembly. Gene Ontology annotation, molecular function: protein binding. Gene Ontology annotation, cellular component: CAF-1 complex; nucleus.